AAGUUUGGGCACAGUCUCAGUACGUUGCGCACUGUCUUGCUAGGAACAGUCGGACGUUUUGUGCCUUCGGUCUUGUCACUCGCUGCUAGCUAGCUCUAAACCAAUACCCUGUUUUCUCAACGCUCUUUUGCCGCUGUUCGCAUUCGCAACUGUAGUAUAGCUGGACAACAUAAAGAAAACAAUAGACAUGAACACUGAAACAGAUCCCCGUCAAAACAACAAUGGCUUGAAUAAUUAUUCAACAAAAGCUGCGCCGACCUCCCAGAUUCCUGGUCUGUCGGAAGAUGCUAACAAUGGUCCUGAGGAGAGGAGUAAAGGGCGCCGGACGGGAAUAAAUGAGUCUGACUCUGCUUAUACUAAACUGGCCAAACAAGGAGGACAAAGGGGUCUCUUGUGGCAUGAGGAGACCAACUUGGACACCAAGCCAAAUGCAGCCUCAUCAUACAAAGCCCCUAACUGGUUUUCUGGAUCUCCAAAAGCUCAAGAGCAAGCAAGUCCAACUGAAAGCUUCCAAAACUACAUGACAAGUACUGCUCCCUUUGGGAGUGAUAAUAAGUCAACUUGGGAAAGGGACUUUGAUGACAAAGAGAAGAUAUCUCCAAACAGCCAGAUGGAGAGCUUGUCUUUAGCAUCAGAAAAGAAUGAAGAAGCAGCUGCAGGCAACUUCAAGAAAGCCCCAGCAGCCCCGCUAUCCAUGGAUGGGGCUAAAGAAAUGUCUCAAGAAUCAAAGAAUUCGACCCCAGUAAACAUGUCUAAGCUGUUGAGCUUUGGCUAUCUAGAGGACAAGAAAGGGCCAAAUUCUGAUUCAUCAACAGGAUCCAAGGAGUAGAAAACAGUAGAAGUAGUAGAGGACAACCUACUUCAUCAGUGUUUUCCAGAACGUUCGUUCACAGGUUUUGCCUGUUCACUACCACAUGUAUGUCAACUAAAGCAGUUAAUGUUGGUAUAAUAGCCUAUGUGUGCUUGUUCCAAGAAGUAUACACAAUUCCAAAAUUAAUUCUGUAAGUUUGCGCUGACAGACUCACUCUGUUUUGUGCCUGAAGUUGUUGCUAAUAAACUGUAUUUGCACUGUAACACUAAUAAGAACAAAUGUAAUAUGUUACGCCAUGAUCUUGUUCAUCUCUUGUUGUUGUAGUUUUCAGAGUGAUAGUUUGCUUUUAAAAGGUGUCUAUUGCUUAGAAUGGCUCCUUUAAAAAAUGCCUGGUGUUUAAAGUGUUAUGUAUUUCUUGUGCCUCAUUAUGGUUGCUAUAAAGUUUUUUUGUUUUUUUAAAUAAAUCUGUUGUGCAUGGAAA
This is a messenger RNA of Esox lucius (northern pike), 1292 nucleotides long. RefSeq lists its product as uncharacterized. The record is from RefSeq and is a predicted model, not a curated record. The transcript has 9 exons. The coding region runs from base 188 to 829 and encodes 213 amino acids. NCBI's taxonomy places the organism in Eukaryota, Metazoa, Chordata, Actinopteri, Esociformes, Esocidae.